Synchiropus splendidus (mandarinfish) is the source of this 3006-nucleotide messenger RNA. RefSeq names its product DEP domain containing 1a (gene depdc1). The coding region runs from base 392 to 2758 and encodes 788 amino acids. Gene Ontology annotation, biological process: intracellular signal transduction. The record is from RefSeq and is a predicted model, not a curated record. The transcript is spliced from 11 exons. Lineage: Eukaryota; Metazoa; Chordata; Actinopteri; Syngnathiformes; Callionymidae.
AGCGGUUACUUCCUCGUCAGCUGAAGCUGAACUCGUGGGGGCGCUACACAAGCGCGGAGAAGGUCUGGGAACUGAAGACUUUUGCUAUAUAAAGUGUCUUUACGCGUUAACACAGAGAAUCAGGUGAAAGUUCCAAGUCUUAGCCAGCGAGUAAGUUGGUUAGCACUGAAAAAAGUUUACUUUUUUUGUCAUCACCCCCCCCCACCUCGGAUAGUCGACACGUGACCUAUUGUUCGACCAAUCGCGCCUUAAGACGAAGCGGCUCUUCAUUUUGAAUAGAGCUCCACGGUGCUGCUGAUCUGGAGUCCCAGUUUUUAUGGUUCUAAUGGGCUUGUGAAGCCCCGUCUUACCUGGAGGAUUCGAACCGUCGAUCACGUAGAUUCUGACGAACAUGGCCUCGCAGAUAAUCACCCCGGGUCCGUACCGUGCCACGAAGCUGUGGAACGAGGUGAUCCGUCUGUUCCGGGCCGGGAUGCCAGUCGGGAAGCACCGACAGAAUCUUCGGAACCACUCUGCCUGCUUCACUGCAUCAGCGGCAGUCAACUGGCUGCACCAGCUGCUUCGCAGCAACAGCAACUUCGGCCCGGACGUGACCAGACAGCAAACGGUGCAGCUCCUGAAGAAGUUCCUGAAGAACCACGUCAUUGAGGAUGUGAAGGGUCGCUGGGGCAGUGAGGACUUGGAGGACAACGGGACUCUCUACAGGUUCCCAAGCUCCUCGCCCCUCAAACCUCUCCCCAGACCUGGUGCCACAGCGAGCAAGUCCCUCAGGAAGCGUCCAUCGCUGAGGGACAAAGAUGGAUUUCUUCGCUUCAGAAGUAGCAAGAAGAUUGACAAGGAGGCGCGGGAGAAUGUGGAACCCGUCAAACAGGCUGAGGAUGGGAGUCAGACUCUUGAGCAGAGACGCGAGUUGACAGCUGCAGACGAGCAGGAGAUCUGGAGAGACGUCACUCUGACACACCUGCAGAGGGUGCUGGGAGUCGCCUCACUGGAGGAGGUUCUUGAUCCUCGACACAUAAACCCUCUGAACAUCAUUCACAACAUGACCCGGGUCAACAAGCAUGGAGUCGUUAGCCUGGACAACAAGACAGCAGACGAUCUUCCUCACUGGGUUCUCUCUGCGAUGAAGAGUUUGGCAAACUGGCCCAAGUUUGACAGCGAGCAGCCGUCUUAUCCGGGAUUCGAGCGCGACGUCUUCCGAACAGUGUCGGAUUACUUUUACAGCCUCCCGUGGCCUCUGCUGACCUUCGAGCUCUACGAGCUCUUCAUCAACGUCCUGGGUAAGUGUGCAGCUCGCUCAAACGUUUUUGUGUCGCCGACUAACCUAAGUCCUGCCUGCUCUGCCUGCAUUGACACUUCUUCGCUGCACUGCCUGUUCUUCCCCUCCUCUGUGUCAGUCCUCUGCGGCUAUGUUGUGGUGCCCGCUACUCACCAGUUGGGAAAGCGCAAGAGGCCUGGGCCUGGCCCUGCUGAGCUGCCAGCCAAAGCCUUGUUCCGCUCCACCGAGUGUCUCCUGCUGUCACUACUCCGUCAGGGGUCAUGUGACGAGACGGAGUCACCCAUGACAGAUGUGCUAGGUGGUAAGCUGGAGUCACGGCGAGCGAUGAUGCAUGGAUGCAGGAUAACACGGGCACGGAGCUGCUCCCUGGAGACAGUCCUAGAUGGCCCUGCCCCCCUGACCCGCCAGAGACUCUUCAUGUCAAGUGAGAGUCUAGCCUCUGGGAUAGAGGUCAACUCAGAGGAAGAGUGUCCUCCCAGCUCUGCAAGAGGCAGAGCAGGUGACAGAAAGUGGCACUCUCUUCAAGGACGCAGCACCGGCAGCUGCAUUGACAUCACCAUGGAAACCGGUAAAGGGGUACGCAAAACCUGUCGGCGAAGUCGAGUCAUCAGCGGCACGGACGUGAGGACACCUGUCUCCCAGCGUGACAGCUGUGUCUCCAGCCCUAAACCCAAAGGGCUCAAAGCCAUCAGCACCUCCAACCUCUGGACGGGCCCCCACGACAUUCCUGCAACCCGCCGAUGUCUCAGCUCCCUUGAUGUUUCGCUGCAUCCACCUGCUCACAAACCCAGUGCCCAAGUCCCGCACAGUCUUCUUCAACCAGAUUGCGAGCGCCGGGCUGUGGAGGCACUGCAGUUGUGCACGUUGCUUCUUCCACCUUCAUCUCGCAGGAAGUUGCAGCUGCUGAUGAGGAUGAUCUCUCGCAUCAGUCAGAAUGUGGACAUGCCUCGUCUCCACCCAGCCAUCGGCACCAGAACCCUGAUGGUCCACACCUUCUCAGGCUGCGUCCUGGCAAGUGCAGACGAGUGUGACCUGGAUGAACUACUGGCCACUCGGCUGGUCUCAUUUCUGAUGGACCACCAGGACCAGAUCCUGACCGUGCCCCAGUACCUGCUGACUGCCAUCAGUGACCAUGUCAGCUACCUUCGCUCUUCCCAGGUUCCACUGGAUGGCCUGCCCGAGGAAAGAGGCGGAGCUCCAUUGCCUGUCUACACAUUCUGUCGGCAAAUCAGUGGCGCCGAGUUCGAGCAGCAGAAAUUAUUGACGUCCCGCCAGGCGAUGGAGGAACUUCUGGAGAUCCUGCUCACGGACCAGAACCUGAGUGACCGAGACCGGCGUAAGAAACUCAAGCAGUUUCAGAAGCAGUACCCUGACAUCUACAGCAGCCGAGUCCCGGCCCCGCCCACACACAACAAGCCGAAAAUAAAGGCACCACUUAUCAACAUCACCCGGACCAAAGUGUUGAGCCUUCGAAGCUAAGCAUUCGCACAACCGUUAGCCUACCUGAGUGUUGGAGUGCCUGACGUGGCGACACUCUCAUAAAGAUCUGUUACCUUUUCCUCAUUCGCGACUGUCAGGCGUGUUGUUUCUGGUUUCAUGUUGUCUUGCUCGAGGAUGUUAGUAAAAUCUACAACCAGCUUUUUAGUGACACGACAAUCAGACAAAGCUUUUAUUUAACCCUGCUUGUUUUUAUUUAUUGUUUUUGUAAAUUAAAACUGGUGCUUUUC